Messenger RNA from Vicia villosa (hairy vetch), 2097 nucleotides. Its product is annotated as kinesin-like protein KIN-14A. Gene Ontology annotation, molecular function: protein binding; microtubule motor activity. The coding region runs from base 1127 to 1876 and encodes 249 amino acids. Gene Ontology annotation, biological process: microtubule-based movement. The record is from RefSeq and is a predicted model, not a curated record. The transcript has 5 exons. NCBI's taxonomy places the organism in Eukaryota, Viridiplantae, Streptophyta, Magnoliopsida, Fabales, Fabaceae.
ACAAUAAGGUGCCUCAUUCUAAACCUAAUUUUCCCUCUCAAAUACUAAUCCCCGUCUCAAUGAGAAAGCCGUCAUUGCCUAGAAGAAACCCUAGCAUUGUCGAUUUCAAAUUUCCUCUCCCUCAGAAAACCACCAUGCCUUGUACACCUUAACCCUCGUUCGGUGAAACCAUCGUGUUCUUAUAACCCCAACAAACGGAGAAACCACAGUAACCCUCUUCAUGAGAAAACCAAUCAUGCCCAGAACAAAAACUUUUAAGGUUAAUAACUCUUCUAUGUCGAACGCAAAAAACCCUCCCGUUUCUCUCUCAGAAUUAAUGUAACGUCACUCCAUUAGGCAAUUCCCUCUUUCCCCUAACUUUUGUUCAUUAGCAAUUUUGUAACCUAAUUUCUUCCCAUUUUCAAUUUAAUUCUUUCCGAAAUUUGAUGGUUUCAUUGUUUUUUUGUCAACUUGAAUAUAUAAAAAAUGGAGAGAGAUUUUUUUUUAGGAGUAAUAACAUUAUAGGUAUGGUUUUCUUUAUCUUAUUGCCUUUCAGAUUGUGUUUAGUUGUAAACAUGUUUAUGGUGUUAUAUACUGGUGAAAACACAACAGGACCAACCUUAUAGUUGGAAAUUUGUUUUAUGGCCUCUUAGAUAAGGUACCGAGAGCCUGAUAAAUGCUUUAUUUCCAAGCUUCACUCCAAAACUAUUAUCAUUCAUUCAACAACACCUCUCGCCUCUCCUUUUUCUCUUCUCUGUUUUUUUUGCAUCCAUCAUUCACCAAUGGAGUUGGAAGGUGUUCUCCUCGGUAUAGGUAACCCCCUUCUCGACAUUUCCGCUGUCGUCGACAAAUAUUUCCUGAAAAAGUACCCCACUCACACCUCUCUUUCUAUCCGAUUGUUUAUUUGUUUUAUUGUGUUGUUGAUUUGAGUUACAAAAAGAUGAAAUGGAUCAGAUCUCAUGCUUUUGAUUUUGAAUUUGGUUUUCAGAAUUGAUAUUCAGUUGAACAAUGCCAUUCUCGCUGAAGAUAAACACAAAUCUAUUAUAAGGAGAAAAUGUCAAAUUGCGCUUUUUUGUGAUAAUUUCUUUAGAUUAAAGAUUUUAGGUUUAGUCCUUUUACUCCUAUUGUUGUUGAUUUUUUAUGGUUGAUGAUCAUGAUGGAGAAUUCCUCCAUAAGUGGAGUUCAUGAUUUCAAUAUGUCUUCAAGAAAAGCUGGAGAAGCAGCUUUGAGGCGUUAUGAGGCGACGCAGUGGCUAGAAAGUCAAGUUGGUCCUCUUGGAAUAUCUAAGCAACCCUCAGAGAGGGAACUUGUUUCUUGCUUGAGAAAUGGUCUAAUUCUUUGCAAGGCUAUUAACAAGAUUCAUCUAGGAGCAGUACCGAAGAUAGUGGAUACUCAAGUACCAAUGCAAUCACUUGCCUGGGAUUCUCAGCCUUUGCCUGCCUAUCAGUAUUUUGAAAAUAUUCGCAACUUUAUUAAUGCUUCCAGAGAAUUAAAGCUUCCAGCUUUUGAGGCUUAUGAUCUUGAAAAGGAGAGUGUAGAGAAUGGAUCUACUGGAAAAAUUGUUGAUUGUAUUCUAUCACUGAAACGGUUUCAUGAAAUCAAGCAGAUGAACAACCAGACUGGAUCUAGCAAAUGGCUGAAAUCUCCUUUAGUUAUGCAGUCAAUUAGUAUAAUGCAACAAAGAGCCACAACUGCAUUACCCUCUGAUGCAUGCAGGCGCUUGGAUUUGUCUGCUAUAUCUGAAAAUAAGCUUCAUGCAGAGAGUAAUUUUCAAACACGAGAAGGGAAGGCAUUAUCGUCAGAUAAGAUCUUUGAACCGAAGCGCGCGCCGUUGAUUCUUAGAAUGGAUGCUGUUAAGAAGGCUGCUAUUGAAGUUGGAGCUUAUGAUGACUGGUGAUAGAUGGUUUCUUUCAUAUCAUACUUGCUUCCAUUGAAAAACUUUAUGCAUUCUCUUGGACAAUUUUAAAUUGUUUAGAAUGAAUCUUUGUUCAAGAAAACUAAGGAAAAGUUAUAUUUUGUAAAGCAUUAUGUUUGCUCUAUUUUUGUUUGUUUCUUGAAGUUGAAUGGAUCUCAUUUCUGGAGCUAAUAGAUUAAGGGAUUCUAUUAAGUUAACAAGAA